This is a messenger RNA of Stylonychia lemnae, 1083 nucleotides long. Lineage: Eukaryota; Ciliophora; Spirotrichea; Sporadotrichida; Oxytrichidae. The record is from the annotation of a GenBank genome assembly.
AUGUUUACCCCCAAUAAUAAUGAGGAACUAAACUCAAUAUUGUAAUAACUUUAAUAGAAAAAUUGCAAAAAAUAGGUUCAUAAACGAACAGCUAGUCAAGGUUAAACUAGUUUAGUCCGUAAACAGGAAGCAUUAUAAAAUUCGUAGGCAAUUAGUCAACGACCCAUUGAAAUUUAGUUUUAGGAGGAGGUUCCUGAGUAAUAAUCUCAAUUUUUAAUGAGAAGAGGUAGAAAGACAAAAAGUAUAGUGUAUUAAUCAGUGUCUGAGAAAGAGAGGUAAAUGUUCGAGAAGCAAUCCUAACAAAGUAGAUAAGAAUCUAGCUAAAAUAAGCAUAAAAGAUUUAAUGAAGAUCUUACCAUGGUUGAUGUAGAUCUUUCAAAGACUUAGAAAAUAGUUUAAGAUAAUUUGUAAAAAAAGGGAUAGAUAUUCUAUAGGACACGGAAAAGCAUAGGGGAAACACGCAAAUAAGUGGAUCAACUCUUUCAGGGAAGCACUCCUAAUAGUUUCAUUAAUCAUUAGGACUUUGAUCCAUAUUUAUAGAAAGAUUCAAACUAGGGGAGUUUGAAGAAAUUGAGAGUAGAUAUAGAUUAAGCCCUUUCUAAGAUAAGACCAAAUACUAGGUCAUCAAUGAAAUCUAAGGACUCAGUAAUGAGUACAUUGGACAAAAAGCAAGACCUAAUAGAGGCGAUUAAAUCUAUGGAUGACUAGUAACUUCACAAGUCAUAUUAUGGAAUAAAAUAAAUUAUCAAUGAGUCUCAAAAGGGAGGUGAUAGCACUUAGAAUUCAACACCCUAUGGGGACUCAAGAAAUCAAGUUGAUAUCAACUAGAUCAAGGACGAUAAGAGCAUGGGAUCUUUUAUUAAUUCAUCGAGACCAUUAAGUGUUGGUACACACAAUACUGUUAGUAAAAAGAUAGAUGAAAAGUCUGUCUUAGAACGGCAGGAAAAGGAAAGAAUGGAAAAAUUGAUAGCUGACCUUUAAAAGAAAAAUGAUAAUCUUACUAAAGCUUUAAAUUAAUUUGUACUUGAUGAGAGCAAAAAUAUUAGCAGAAGAUAUUCUUCAAAGGAAAAGCAGCAUCAGUGA